AUUCAUUUUAACAUAAUUCUCUGUGCUAUGAUUUUAUCGACAAAGUCAGAAAAUGGAUGUAGCGUAGUUCCCAACCAAAAAUAGAUGUACUAGCGAUAGUGUACGGACAAUUUCGACGGUGACAGGAAAAAGACAGGCAUGGCCUUUCUCAAGUUUCUCUUAGUUUCUUUCUGACAGAAUCAAGUCAAGGAACUAAGACCAAGAGAGAGAAUUUUUGCUGUACUGGAUUCUAUUUCUGACGAUGCUACUCAGCUACUGCAUGCAUUGCAUGUGUCAACAAAAUAUAAAAACAAAAGAACACAUGAUGUUAAUUGGAUAAAUUGUCAAUAGUAGGUGGGCAAAUACAUUGAUGUACUAUCGAUCCAUGACUUAAAAUAUGAUAAAAUAACAGAAGAAAUGAAUAUAAAAGUUGAUAUCGAAUAUUGUGGUUCAUGCGGGCACAAGAAACACUUUCUUGAAUUGGCAGAGGAAAUAAAGAAAAAUGUCCCCAAUGCCACUGUCUCUGGUACAGCAGGAAGGCAAGCUUCGUUCGAAGUGCAAGUCAACGAUGAGCUAGUAUACUCUAAACUCGAAACUCUCGCGUUUCCAGACUUUGGUGCAAUUGCGGAUAUGAUCAAAGAUGUAUCUGCGGGUAAACCAGUGAAGAAAAUUGAGCCUCAGACUGCGGACUGUAUAUUAUUAUAAAUACAUUUUAUUAUAAAUCAGGUACAAAAUAAAAAUCAUUUUAUUGAUAGAGAAAAGGAGGCCCACAUAUUCUCUUGUCCCCUUAUUCCAUAACCACAAUUUUUUUCUUCUACAAUUUUUUUUUUUUAAUUAUGUUCAUUCUAUAUACUCAAUUAUACUGUAGGUAGUUCUUCUAUCUAUAGUAUUAUUGGUCUCUAUGGCUAACAAUCUUGUAUUCAAGUAGCUAAUAUAUGAAUACUGAGUUAUUUCAAUAAAAUACAAUAGUAUUUAUUUUCAUAAUCCCUCCUUUCCUCUACAAUAAUACUAAAUACUUAAGAACAAUAUAAGAUUCUUCUGUAAUUUGCUCAGGAUUAUACGUAAAGUUCAGAAAUCAUUUAGAAAUUAUUAGGAAUAAUAAAUGUGAUCGCCAAUCUUAAGCAUACCCUGCGUAUUCUCCAAUCUAGUUAAGUAGAUUCCAAAUCUCAACUUUCCAUGGAACUUUUCCGCUAAUGUUCUCAAUGGUUCGAUAGUCUUUUUACCAGUUGUUUGAUCAAUGCAUAUCAUUUGACAUCUUGUGCAAGGACCAUUUAUCUGCCAAUUAAAUAAAUGCAUUAUAGCAAUA
This is a messenger RNA of Atta colombica, 1285 nucleotides long. Its product is annotated as migration and invasion enhancer 1. Gene Ontology annotation, biological process: negative regulation of apoptotic process; positive regulation of filopodium assembly. The record is from RefSeq and is a predicted model, not a curated record. The transcript has 5 exons. Lineage: Eukaryota; Metazoa; Arthropoda; Insecta; Hymenoptera; Formicidae. Bases 397 to 684 code for a protein of 95 amino acids.